Molecule: messenger RNA, 2441 nt
Organism: Oncorhynchus kisutch (coho salmon)
Lineage: Eukaryota; Metazoa; Chordata; Actinopteri; Salmoniformes; Salmonidae
Product: OTU domain-containing protein 7A-like
Biological process (GO): protein K11-linked deubiquitination; protein K63-linked deubiquitination; protein deubiquitination involved in ubiquitin-dependent protein catabolic process
Cellular component (GO): cytoplasm; nucleus
Molecular function (GO): cysteine-type deubiquitinase activity; K63-linked polyubiquitin modification-dependent protein binding
Source: RefSeq, a predicted model, not a curated record
CGUCCACUAAGGUGACCGUAGCGGCCUGGGCAGCCCAUCCACAUGAUCACAUGACUCUGGACAUGGAUGCCGUCCUGUCGGACUUCGUCAGGUCCACUGGGGCGGAGCCUGGGCUGGCCAGAGAUCUGCUGGAAGGUAAGAACUGGGACCUGAGCGCUGCUCUCAGUGACUAUGAGCAGCUAAGACAAGUACACACUGUCAACCUGCCCACUGUCUUCAACGAGGGCCGUUACUACCGGCAACCGGACCACGACACCCCCCAGCACCUCAGCAAGGUGGAGCGGCCCGGUGUCCAGAGGCAGGAGGACAACAUGCAAGUACAGGAUGUGGGGCUUCCACGACAGAGACCUGGUGCUGAGGAAGUCUCUGUAUGGCAUGAUAUGAAGAGUGGAGCGGAGAGAGAGGCUCUGAAGAGGAGGUGGACGGUGCAGCAGACACAACAGAACAAAGAGUCAGGGCUGGUGUACACGGAGGAGGAAUGGGAGAGAGAAUGGAACGAGCUGCUGAAACUAGCUUCUAGUGAACCGCGUACACACAGCAGCAAGAACAACAACAAUACUGUAGGGGUGGAUAACUCAGAGGACCCUGUGUAUGAGAGUCUGGAGGAGUUUCAUGUGUUUGUCCUGGCUCACGUGCUGCGUCGACCAAUCAUAGUGGUGGCUGACACCAUGCUACGGGACUCAGGGGGAGAGGCAUUUGCCCCCAUCCCGUUUGGAGGGCUGUACCUGCCCCUGGAGGUGCCUCCUAACCUGUGCCACUGCUCCCCCCUGGUCCUAGCUUACGACCAGGCACACUUCUCUGCCCUGGUGUCCAUGGAGCAGAAGGACCAGCACCAAGAACAAGCUGUGAUCCCGCUGACCGACUCAGAACACAAGCUGCUAUCUCUCCACUUCGCUACGGACCCUGGGAAGGACUGGGAGUGGAGCCGAGACCACAACGACAACAUCAAGCUAGCCAAUUUAAUCCUGUCUCUGGAAGCCAAACUGAACCUGCUGCAUAACUACAUGAACGUAACAUGGAUCAGGAUACCAUCUGAGACCAGGGCUCCCCUGGCCCAGCCGGAAUCUCCCACGGCGUCCCACGGGGGCGACGACGUCCAGUCUCUAGCCGACUCCAUGGACUCCGACCGCGACUCCGUCUGCAGCAACUCCAACGUCAACAACGGCAAGGUCUCCGCGAAGGACAAGGAUCCCAAGGAGAAGACGGAGAGGCAGCAACAGCGUAAAGACAAGGACAAGACCAGGACGGACUCUGUGGCCAACAAGCUAGGCAGCUUCAGUAAAACCCUGGGUAUCAAGCUGAAGAAGAACAUGGGAGGUCUGGGAGGGCUGGUCCACGGAAAGAUCAACCGCUCCAACUCUGGAGGCAACGGCCGGAACAAUGGAGGAAAUAACGUAGAGAAGAAGAAGGAGAAAAGGGAAGCAAAAGCCCGGAAGGAUGGAGGAGGAGGAGAGAAGGAAGGCCAGUCUGCGAGUACGUCGUUCUCCUCGGACAAGACCACCAGCCCGUCUCCCACCGAGCGUCCCCCAGGCGUGCCCUCUCCUCCCGGGGAACGGGACAGGGACAGGGGGGGUCUCCUGGCCAGGCUGGUUGGGGAUAAGGCCCUGUCGGAGCACUGGAAGUACAGCACAGACGUCAAGCUGAGCCUCAACAUACUGAGAGCCGCCAUGCAGGGCGAGAGGAAGUUCAUCUUCGCUGGCCUUCUCCUCACCUCCCAUCGCCACCAGUUCCACGAGGAGAUGAUCUCCUUCUACCUGACCUCCGCUCAGGAGCGCUUCUCUGCCGAGCAGGAGACCAGGAGGAAGGAAGGAGAGAAGAAACCUGCAGCAAACUCUACAACCACGACUACUACGACCAACGGGCCCUCCAACGCCCUGAAGAAACCAGAGCAGGAGAGCGCCCCUCACCGGGAGAGAGAGAGGGAGAAGGAAAGAGAGAGAGAAAAGGAGAGGGAGAGAGACUUCAUCUCUUCCCCAGGCAGACACCACCAUAGCCAUACCCCUCACACCCCCCCACAGAUUGCCCUGAAGAUGCAGGGCCGCCACAGCCCCUCCCCCAACUCCUCCCCCAGCAACGAGGUCCGUAUCAUCCACCUGAGAGACGUCAACCUCCAGGCCCUCCAGGCACCCAGCUUCCAGCCGGACGACCCCCAGCCCAGCUACAAGCCUCCUCUGGUGGGCACCCUGAAGACCUGUGCCACGUACCCCCAGCAGAACCGCUCUCUGUCCUCCCAGAGCUACUCUCCAGCCCGACUGUCUGGGGUCCGUUUGGGCACCGGGGGUCAACCACACCCACCCGGGGGUCCCAGGCACCACGGAGCCCUACAACAUGCCUGGGAGCACAAGUCCCAUACCUAUACCAACGGCUUCAACACUAGCCACCAUACAGGACUGUCUGGAGUUCGCCGACGCCGACGUGCCUCAGACCUGGGGGAGCAGUAG